Messenger RNA from Hansenula ciferrii, 1221 nucleotides. It is a transcript of the gene PEX2, whose product is annotated as ubiquitin-protein ligase peroxin 2. The record is from RefSeq and is a predicted model, not a curated record. The transcript has a single exon. Bases 1 to 1221 code for a protein of 406 amino acids. Gene Ontology annotation, biological process: protein import into peroxisome matrix. Gene Ontology annotation, molecular function: zinc ion binding. Gene Ontology annotation, cellular component: peroxisomal membrane. NCBI's taxonomy places the organism in Eukaryota, Fungi, Ascomycota, Saccharomycetes, Phaffomycetales, Wickerhamomycetaceae.
AUGAUAAAUCCAAAUACAAGAGUUAGUCAAUUAGAUGCUACAUUAUUAGACCAAGAAUUAUUCAAUAACUUAUCAAAACAAACACUUUCAAUAUUUAAUAAAAUUGCACCAAUUUAUAAAACUAAAUAUUCAAAUGAGAUUGAUUUUAUUCUUCGAUCAUUAUUAUUCAAAUUUACAGUAUGGGAUAAGGAUCAAUCAUAUGGACUCUUUCUACAAAAUUUGAAAUAUAAGAAUUUGAAUUUGAUUAAAAAAAUUAGUUACUAUUUGGUAUUCAUAUUAGGUUAUUACUUAUCACAAAAAUUACAAUCUUUUAUCUAUAAUGAUGAAGAUCUUGAUCCUGGGUAUGGUGGUGCAAACUCAAGAUUGAAAAAUUUCUUCAUCAAGAUUUUUAAGAAAUCAUAUAUCAACUUAUCAAAACUUUAUAAAAUUCUAUCAUUUUUGAACUUUAUUGAUUUCUUGAUAACAGGGAAGUAUCAAUCAUUGAAUUUAAGACUAUUGAACAUCAAAAUCAAUAUAUUCUCAGUGGAAUUGGCUAAAUUGAAUAAAGGUAACAUUUCAUUUGAAUUUCAAAAUCGUCAAUUAAUUUGGAAUACAUUUUUAGAAUUUAUUUUAUUCAUAUUACCAAUUUUCCAAAAUAGUAAAUUUCAAAAUCAAUUUAAGAAAUUAUUAAAUUUUAACAAAUCAUCCAAUACAAUCAACUCUAAGAGUUUAAAAUUUGAUCAUUUAACUGAAAAACAAUGUGCAAUUUGUUAUGAAAAUGGUUCUAAUAGAAUUCAUGAUUUCUUGAUUACAAAUCCUUAUAAAACAAAUUGUGGACAUAUUUAUUGUUAUAUCUGUAUUCUUACCAAAUUAGAAACAUCCAAAAACAUGGGAGAAAAUUGGGAAUGUUUAAGAUGUAAUUCUAAAGUUGAAUAUUGCAAAGCAUAUGAAGAUAUAGAUACAAAAGCUAUCAAGUUUGAGCUUGGAAGUGAUGAUGAUGAUGAAGAUGAUGAAAAAGUUGAUAGUGAAUCAGAAAUAGAAUCAGAUGAUGAAAUUAUAAACAAUGAAAAAUCAAGAUUAGUGAAUGAUGAUGAAAUGGAGAAUAAUGAUGAGGAGGAAGAUGAAGAAGAGGAAGAAAACGAUUAUGAUGAUAUUGAUCCUAAUGGUACAGGAUUAGAUGAAGGAUAUGAAGACGAUGAUGAUUAUUUUGAAGAAGCUGAUGAAUUAGGAGAAGAACUUUGA